GCGCCGGAUCGCCAUUUUAUAUCAACAUAGACCCACAGGAAAUGUUGCUUAAUCUAGCAGUUGCCUGUAGUCAUCUAAACGGCUGUUUGAAGUGACUAGGUGUCGGGUGUUGAAGUUUUGUCGGCUGCUGUGUGUUCAUAUGCCAUUCCUUCCUAGCAAGAAAAGAGGUUGUAAUUAAGGACAACAUUAUAGUGAUUGAGCUGUGUAAACAUUAGUAUGAUUACAAGGUUUCAUAGCUUUCAGUUUGAUCUAACAUUUAUCUGAGAACAGAAAGGUGUGUGUAUUCAAGGUUCAAGCUAAAUCAUUUAAGAGUCUUCACAUUCAGCAUUGGCCAUGGACAAUUCCUACACAAAGGCAAAUAGAGCACAGGAGUCAUCAAGUUCAGUUGUGGCAAGCUGUGAAAUUCAGAAUAAGCAUUUAAAAACUGACAAAUCAGGUGUAUUCCAUCCAGGAAAUCAUGAAGCUGAGAUGUGCUAUGGAGGAGAAGCUGAUCUACACAAACAUGUUACUGGCUGUGAGAAGAAUCCAGGUCACAAAGAUUUUAUACCUCUUAAAGAUUUCAACGCAAGUUGUCUCCCCUCACGUUACCAUGACGACGAGCUCAUGUCUGAGACAAUCAAAACAUUGGCAGCCCUAACUGUCCAGGUAAAGACUAAAUUCACCAGUCUAGAGAGACCAGAGUUUUACCCAGACACUCAAGUUCCAUAUCCAUGUUAUAAUGACAGAGGACGUCACGUGAUGAGGUUAGGGACGGGGAGGGUGGAGAGUGUGUACAAGUACACAGAGAUUGACAAAACUUGUCAUUGUGCCAAGUGUCGAGUCUCUGCCACACCCAGCAAAUUGUGGGGGGUGGUUCGUGUGUUGACAGCCAGACACGUGGUGUUUGAUGACAGUGAGGCGAGACAGACCAGUUGUGUUUUAGGUUUUGAUGACAAUAAAAGUCCAGUGGUCAGUCUUGAUGGCUGGGAGGUGGACAUGGGUGGGGCAGACAUUGAGAGAGACUGGUGUAGGUUGAUUUAUGUGACAUGUGACUUAGAGUUGCUUGAUGAACUGGACAAGAUGUGGCAUCGCUUUAAUGAUCUAUGUAGGGAAGUAAGGGGCGAAUACGGUACAUUUUAUGUUGUGGACAAGUUGACCGUUAUAGUGUCACAUCCUCAUGGCUGUCCUAAACAGGUCUCUGUAGGACAAUGGACACACAGACAUGAGAGGGAUGACUGGACCAGGUACUGGUACACAACAUGUACAUGUCCUGGCUCCAGUGGAGCGCCUGUCUACAGGCUGGGAUAUGGCGGGUGGUGGUCGUAUUACCAUCCCCACAGUGGAUCAAACUCUGAAGGAAAUUAUAGUGCGGAGUAUUUGUUCUGAUGUUACUGUUAGUUCUCUCCCCUUGUCUACACAAUGUAAACAAACAAAAUGGCGGAACCUUUCCCGUCUGUAAAUUGUUUGUGUUAAGACCUGCAUGUCUUGUAAACAUUUUAUUACAUUUAAAUGCUUAAAACAAAUGUGUUAAUUGAUGUAAACCGUUUAAUCGUAUUUGUUUGCAUGUACAUUGAUGGGUUGUAGAGUUUUUUUGUUUCAAAUUUUGUAAAUAUUUUUCUUAUAACUUUUGUCGGCAAAUUGUUGUCCUAUACCUAUGCUGGGCUAUACCUACCAAAUGGCAUAGUUAUACUGGUUACAUUUGUUUACAAAAUUUUUACACUAAACGACAUUAAA
Physella acuta is the source of this 1713-nucleotide messenger RNA. RefSeq lists its product as uncharacterized. NCBI's taxonomy places the organism in Eukaryota, Metazoa, Mollusca, Gastropoda, Physidae. The record is from RefSeq and is a predicted model, not a curated record.